CAUCUUGCAAGGGAUGCGAUAGCGAGCCCAAAUAAACACUACAGUGUUUACAUUUUGUAUUGUGUUUCCUUUUUACAUGACACGUUAAAAUUGUGUAAACUAUUUGACUUGCAAUUUUGUUUUUUGUGGAAAAAAUUGAGUCGGUAGAAAAAUUUGAAAAUAUUGCAGUGUCUUAAAGGAUCCAGUUGCUGUGAUAUAUAAAUGUGUCUGUUACGACAGGUGACGUUUUUGUGCAACCUUGAUCUUUUAGGACAAAAGUUAUGAGGUUUUUGGAGUAAAGUGGAUGGUUAGAUUACAUCGAGAGGAGAAAUAAUUAUAGCGAUUCGAUUAAAGUUCUUUUGAAAUGCUAAAGGAUUAUGGUCUAUAAAAGAGUAUCGAAGUAAAUGGGACGCUGAGAAGUUGUCAAUUGGAUGUAACGUAAGUCGUAAAAGUUGAAGCCUCUCAAUAAGAAAUCAAUGAGAAAUCAUUCCCUUGACCACAAGCAAAGUUCUUCCAUCAAUUUGAGUCACCAAACUGAGGAAAAAUCAGCACAGAACGUUUCUGCAAGCCUUGACAUCAAUAGACCUCGUAGACCUCGUAGACGGACCGAAAGUUGCUGAACGAGGUUUUGGGCGAGCACAAUUAAGAGGCUGACUUAUAACAGCAGGCUUGGGUUUGGAGUGAAAGAUAGGAAAGAGCACUUGCUGUAGAAGAAUAAAAAUUGGCCACAGACUCGGCUUAUACUUAGAGUUGUUUAUGAAGGAGGUUAUUCGUACGCUGGCACGAGUAGUCAAGCCUUGAUGGUACUUGAUUGAAGCUCGUUAUGAAAGUUUACUAAAGACAUAUGUGCUCGGAUAUACAAGUGUUUAAGAACCUGGAGGUCUCCGGUGGAGAAAAAAUUGUUGAGAAAUAUUCGGAGGAAAUGUAUACUUAUCAUAAAAAAUUGACGGGAUUUAUGUAACAGAAAGACAGGAAUAAAGGAUAUUUGAAUAUAGAAGUAUGCUGAAAAAAAGCGUUAUACUAUUAAAUUAUGUGUUUGUUUAGGACAAAAUUAUACCAAAGAAUAUUGACACUAUUUUAUUAUAUCAAUUUACAUUGCUAAAUUGAAAAACUUGUUAAUAUGUAAAGGGAGAUUGAGCGGAAAAUGAAAUAAGAAAAAAAAUCAUGUUUGUAUGAAAUUAGAUUCUUAACAAGUUCAAUGAAUAAUAAAAAUAAGAUGAAUGCUCUAAAACUCGAUCAGAAAGAAAUGAAAAAAGAGAAAUUAGAGGAUUUAAUCGAAUUAUAUUAAUGCAACAGUGCGGUGCAUUUCAGCAAUCUGAAUUAGGAGAGAUAAUUUGGGAAUAACCUUCCGGCUUUCUGAAGAGACGCACAACAGAGAAAAUUGAAUUACGAACUAACAAAAUUUUGUAGAGGGAGGGAAAAAAGGCAUGGUUGGUAUCUGGUGUGAGGAGAAUUUUGUGUAGACUACAAAGUUGGAAUAUGGAUUUGUAUUGUUAAAUCAGGUCGCCAGUGAAAUGAUUCAGAGAACUUGCUGGAUUAAAAUAAAUCCGUUGGGAUUAAUUAAAUGGAAUCAUAAGUUUCAAGAUGAAAGAACUCUGAAUUAAGAUUUUAUCCUGGGAAGGAAUAUGUUUUCAUUGCAUGAUUGCUUACAAAGAGAAUAGGCGAUGGGGUUAAGAGGCGAAGGUCCGAAUAGGAUCAUGCAUGCAAUGGUGUUUCUUGCGUUGGCUUCAAUAUGUGGAAGCGUAAUUACCCAGGGAGUAUUUCCGAAUCCUCGGAAGGUAUUUGAUGAUGGUAUUUUGGAUGAAAAAGUUUUGGGAGAAGGGGUUAGGGCAGAGAGGUUUGAACUGAACCACAUGGUCAUUACAGAAUGGGGUCGUGUUUUCGUGGGAGCUGUUAAUAGGAUUUAUGAACUAGAUUCUGACCUUUCUGUUAUAAGUGAGGCAGAAACUGGGCCAGUUAAUGAUAGUUUAAAAUGUCUCCCAGAUAUGAGUGCGGCCAGUUGUCAGUAUUCGAAAACUGUUACGGAUAAUUACAACAAGGUUUUAAUACAUUACAAAGGCCUGAAGGAGAAACUGUUAACAUGUGGUAGUGUAUUUCAAGGUUCCUGCGAGGCGAGAAAUCUAAAAAACAUCUCUCGAGCUCAUUUUUAUUACGAGUCGGAAACUGGCUCUAUUCUUGAUUAUGCAGUAGCUGCUAACCAUCCCACUGCAUCAACAGUUGCGUUUGUUGCCCCCGGUCCAGAGGAGUUUCAGUCGGAGGUGCUUUAUGUUGGAACAUCUUAUACUGGGGGUAAUACUGAUGUAAUUACUAAACAAUUGCGUGGGCACGUCCCAGCGUUGAGUACGAGAAGUUUGGGUAAAAAUAGAUUUCAGUUGGCUGCAAAAAGUGACGGCAUUCAAGCUGAGUUCUCAGGAAUUUAUAUCUCGAAAGAUGUUCGGGCUAACUACUUAAUUGAUUAUGUGACUGGGUUUAGUUCAGAUAUUUAUAGCUAUUUCCUAACAAGACAGUUCACAAAUCCAAAGGAUAAAAACUCGCCCAUCGUUUCAAAAGUCAUACAAAUUUGUCAAGAGGACACGUUUUAUAAUUCGUACAUAGACAUGCCACUCGUUUGUCAAACUGAAAGUGGGAAAAAUUACAACUACCUGCAAGCAGCCAGAGUCACCAAAGCUUCAAAAAAUCUUCAGUUGAGUUUUGGUCUGCGUUCAGCAGACGACAUUUUGGUUGCAUUGUUUACGGACAAUGAGGGUGAUCAUGAAGCUAAUUCAGCUAUCUGUGUGUUCACAAUGCAAUAUAUUAGGAAAAAGAUGCUGGAAAACGUGCAGAAAUGUUUCCGAGGAGAGGACGUGAGUGGCGGGGGAUAUCUCAGCAAGAAACAGUGUCAGAACCUUGACCCGUUCUAUCAAGACAAGGAAUACCUUUGCAACAAGGAUUUGGAAUCGAUCGGGAACAUUGUCGGUACGAUCAGUGCCCGUAGUAACCCGAUUCUGGAGUACACGCGUACAUGGCUGACCUCCGUUGCCGUGACGACCACUUGGGACCACACCGUGGCCAUUGUUGGCACUGGGGAUGGAUAUUUGAAGAAGAUUGUAUUGGAGACACACGAGCGUGCACGAGAGUAUGAGCAGGUGGCUGUGGACCUCGGGUCUCCGAUCAACCGUGACAUCGAGAUCUUCGACAACUACAUCUACGCCAUGAGCAAACAGAAGAUUGCUCGCCUGUUACUUAGCAACUGUGAGGCGCGGAUGUCGUGUAGCGCGUGUCUUCAAGAGGGUGACCCAUUUUGUGGAUGGUGCGUCCUUGAUAACAGGUGCACCCAGUACACACAAUGUGCGGACUCGUUAUCGGAUCGCUGGUUGUUCGGUCCGCCGGGCCAGACAUGUGUUGCCAUCACCAAUGUCUCCCCUCGCACCAUCUCCGUGUCUGAAAGACCCAUGUUGUAUUUGACGAUCUAUCAACUCCCAGACGGCAGUGACUACACGUGCGUGUUUCCGGAACUCAACGUGACGUCACCAGCAUCGUACUGGGCAUAUGGAGUCUACUGUCGGGCACCUGAUAUCAAGCAGUCUGGGUUAAAUGUUAAGGGAAGUCAGGUACUCACUAUUGCGCUAAAUUCCAGCGAAACUGGAAAGCUGUUUCUCGCUCAGAACUUUACGUACUUCAACUGCUCCAGUUUAUCUAGUUGUAGCCAAUGCACUAAUAACAGCUGGUCAUGUGACUGGUGUCUCUAUGACAACAAGUGUGUCCACGAUUCCCAGUUACUAUGCCAGCCGGGAGCCGUUCUCAGUCUCUCUUUUAGGGGGCUAAAUCCGAAUAAACAGCACAUAUCUUCAAGUUCGGGAAUGAAAGGUCCGCAGUUUUGUCCGGGACUCGACCAAGAGAAAACGGGAGAGAUUUAUAUCCCCGAGGGCGUUGAGAAAGAUAUCGUUAUCCGUGGAUACAGUUUUCCGCAGCCUCGAAACCUACAGUACACAUGCCAUGUAAUGGUAGGCGGGAUCGAAUACACAAGUCCAGCAAAUCGUACUUCGGACGGAAAUAUCACUUGUCAUCUAAAUAGCAUGAUGGUUCCUGCCUACCACUCAGAGGGAAUGUACAACGCUCCACUGCUCGUGUACUGGGGGGAUCGAUAUCGCAUUGAGGAUGCGCAAGGACUGUUUGUGACAAUCUACAGGUGCGAUGUUCUGUCGAAGGGGGAGUGUGGUCUAUGCCACAGUGUGAAUCACACACUUCCCCAGCUACAAUGUAAUUGGUGUGAUAAGAGCUGCAAAUACCAGUCACACUGUCACAGUCUGGUGUAUGAACCCUGUCCUGCUCCACAGAUACAAAUUGUGACCCCAUUGACUGGGCCUAUAGGUGGCGGCACGUAUGUUAACAUCUCGGGGAAAGACCUUGGCUCCAAGUUUGAUGAGGUUCAGAACGCUGUGAGCAUUGCAGGGAUCAGAUGUGCCCCUAUAAGGGAUCACUAUCAGCCCUCACAGUGGAUUGUUUGUAAGCUGGGACCCAGUCUAUCAGAAAGAGUGGGCGUUGUAACUGUGGCACUGCCCGACAGGCUUGCGGUUACAUUCCACCAGAAGUUUGCAUAUCAGGAUCCCAGGAUCACAAGAAUCAAUCCCACCCUGGGGCCUAGGUCGGGAGGUUCAUACAUCACCAUAUCUGGCCAGAACCUUAACACUGGACGGGAUAUCACAGCCUCAAUCGGGAAAGUGGAGUGUGUUAUUAUGAGAGAUAUGGUAACCAGCAACAUGGCUUUCUGUGAGACAAAACCAGUCAACGCAUCGCGCGAUCAACCCCAGCCGUUUCGAAUGUUCUUCGAUGGUUACGAGGAGAAAAAUCUGAAUGUCAACUUCCAGUAUUUUCCAGACCCUUUGAUCUACAGCAUAGCACCUCUUCAUAGUUUUGUCAGCGGUGGACGUCGUGUAACAGUGCGGGGAACCAACCUACACACCGUACAGCAGCCAAUGAUGUUUGCUACGUAUGUCGACCAAAAUGGGGACAUUAGAACUACAGAAAAACAGGUGUGUAAAAGUCAAGGCUCCAGUGAGAUGACUUGCCCGUCGCCACAAAUUCCCCGACGCCAUCUCCAGGUUUCCAUGACAACUCGAACGCGACGAAGUUCCAACCAUAUUGAGGUGGAGCUUGCAUUUCUAAUGGACAAUGUGGCAUUUGUACGCAACCUGACCGGUGCUGGGGUCAACGCGAGAAUGGCCUACUAUCCUGACCCUAUCGUCUACAAUUUCUCAGAGCCAAAUUCCAUCAAGAAGUUUAAAGGAGAGGUCCUAAUAUUUGAGGGUGUAGGCAUAAACCUGGCUGCGGGAAAAUAUGACAUCGAGGUCUACAUCGGCACUAAGAAGUGCAACGUUACAAACAUCUCUGAGACCCAGAUCUUCUGUACGCCACCACAGUCUCAACCCGCGGGCAGAGAUGAAGGCGGAAACGAGGAUUCAUCAUAUCCUGUUGUCAUGGUAAAGAUAGGCAACCUAGAAUUCAAAGUUGGCAGACUCGAAUAUGAGCGUAUCGCCAUGUUGACAUUUCCGACCGAGUACAUCAUGGGUAUUGCCGCGGGCGGAGGGUUCAUGCUCCUCGUGAUUCUUCUGAUCUUGAUCCUAUGCCGACGCCAGAGUCACAACGCGGAGAGAAAUUAUCGCAAGAUGCAGCUGCUGCUUGAUAAUCUUGAGAGCAACGUCAGAAAUGAGUGCAAGCAAGCUUUUGCUGAGCUCCAAACAGACAUCACUGACGUAACAACUGAUUUGGAGGGUGGAGGGAUCCCGUUCUGGGACUACCACACAUACACGUUUAAAGUACUGUUUCCCGGCCUCUCAGAUCAUGUGAUACUUCAUCCACCAGUUAUAGAGCAGAAGAAUGGUGUGGGUUUCACAGAGCAUGGGCUUCAACACUUUUACCACCUUCUGGGCCACAAAUACUUCCUGUUGACGCUGAUUCGCACAUUGGAGACACAAAAGACAUUCUCCAUACGUGACAAAGUGAACGUGGCCUCGCUGCUAAUGGUGAUAUACCAAGAUAAUUUAGAAUAUGCAACGGAAAUUUUGAAGGCCUUAUUGAAUGAGUUAGUGGAGAAAUCAGUAUUAGGAAAGCACCCAAAGCUUAUGCUUCGAAGGACAGAGUCAGUGGUGGAGAAGCUACUGACUAACUGGCUGUCCUUGUGCAUGUAUAAAUACCUGCGGGAUACAGCUGGUUCAAGUCUGUACGUGUUAUACCGUGCCAUCAAGCUGCACGUGGAGAAGGGGCCGGUCGAUUGUAUGACGGGUGACGCGAGGUACACACUGUCUGAGGAUAAACUCCUUCGAGAUAAAGUGGAUGCCAAGCUGCUGACACUGAAUGUAUUUUACGAGGGUGAGGUAACGCCAUGUAAGGUUCUUAACUGUGAUACGAUUACGCAGGCCAAGGAGAAAAUUAUUGACCAGUUUUACAAAAACAUUCCAUUCUCCAACAGGCCGUGGGCAUGUGACUUAGAUCUGGAGUGGAAGAAAGGUGGUAUUCCUGUCACGCUACAGGACGACGACAAUUCCACUAUGAAAUGGGAAGGGUGGAAAAAAAUCAACACGUUACAACACUACCGCGUGUUUGAUGGCUCAGAAUGCGCUCUUAUACGUCGAUAUCAGACGAUAAAGUCACCAAAUGGGUCAUUGGAUACAUCGGUAGUGUCAGUUAACUCGUCGAUGCCGAUAAUACGAUCGGAGAGUGAUUCGGGAACAAAGUUCUUUCAUCUUGUGAAGCAUGACGAGAUACAGAGUAAAGAGGGUGGGGUAAAAAUGGUUCCUGAGGUCUUUCUGCCCCGACUUCUCGCUACAAAGGGAACCUUACAGAAGUUCAUGGACGACUUUUUCCACAAUAUCUUAUCUGUGAGUUCAACAAUGCCGCCGGCUAUCAAGUACCUGUUUGAUUAUCUGGACAACGCUGCAAUCAAGUAUGGGAUACACGAUCCCGAUAUUCUGCAUACUUGGAAGUGUAAUAGCCUUCCCCUGCGGUUCUGGGUGAAUAUAAUCAAGAACCCUGAUUUUGUGUUCGACAUUCACAAGCCUGUGAUCGUGGACUCCUGUCUGUCUGUAGUCGCCCAGACUUUUAUGGACAGCUGUUCGACGUCUGAACAUAGACUUGGCAAGGACUCGCCAUCCAAUAAGCUGUUAUUUGCAAAGGACAUUCCUAACUACCGGAAACUGGUGGACCGAUUUUACCGAGAAGUGCAUGAGUUACCUGGUGUCGCGGAAAAAGAGAUGACGUCAUAUUUAACAUCUGUGUCGCAGGUCUGCCACGAUAACUACUUCAUUCAAAAUGAUGAUGUUCCGGAGACCAAUAAACCAAUCAAACUGGCGUAUCCAGGCAAAGUCUACAAAUCAAGUGCAUUAAAGGAGCUGUACACCUAUGUCCACAAAUACAGUAACGAGUUACUGGAGGUGCUAGACACAGACCCAGUGAGUGCCCGAAUGCAGCUGGGCGCUAAACUGGGAACCGUGAUUACCGCAAUGGAGGGGCCUUUAGCCGGCAGACAGGCAUUUUUGUAGCAUCAACAUCUAACUUGACAGAUUCAAUGAUUUGUUGAUGGAUUUUUUUUCUUAUUAACAAUCUUCUAUUGAGAUGGAAUUUAAAGUGCUUGUGUUAACAGUUGAAUUAGCACCAUAAGUUAUGGAUUAAUUUCAGAGAAAAUGCAUGCUUGAGACGGUGUCAGGACACUGUUCGCAUCUAAAAGACAUUAUUUGAGGGAAAUAUAGAGUUAUGAUGACACUACAUUUCUUUCAUACUAAUGACACAUUUCAAUGGAAAUAUCAUGUGAGUGUCACAUUUCAAUGGAUGUAGCAUGCUUAUGACACAUUUUAAUGGAAAUACCAUGCUUAUGGCACAUUUCAGUGAAAAUACCAUGCUUAUGAUACAUUUCAAUGGAAAUACCAUGAUAGUGACACAUUUCAAUUGAAAUACCAUGCCUUGGGCUCAGUUUCAUUGGAAAAAACCAUGUUACGGUAGUUGCUUGUAUUUUAGUGGAAAUACCAUGAAAAAAACCAGGUAGUGGGAAUAGCGUGCUCAAGGCACUGUUACGAUACUGUCAGCUUCUUAAAGACAUAAUUUGGGUGAAAUAUUAACACUGCAUGUAUUUCAGUGGAACUACAGGAUAAUGGUACCAAAGCACUUUAUUUAAGAGAUAUUAUUUGCUAUGAGUGUGUUCAUUUUGAUCUAGCUCUAAAGAGGAGCGCUUGUAUGUAAAUAUUUAGUUAUAUUGCUUUAAAAAGCAAAGCACAUUACAAUUUGUGAUAUGAUAAGAUUAGUCCCAGGUAACAGACUGCUAUUAAUUGUGUUACUAUAAGAUGUAUGUGUGGUUGCUGUAAGAGAAAUUAUAUUUAACUGUUUGGUGAAAAUGCGGAACUCUAUAAUUAAGCAACAUAAACAGACAGUGUAAUAACACUGCAAGAUCAUGUUUUGAUGAUUUAAGUGGAUUUAAUUUCUUGAUAUUUUGUCAUUAUAAAUUUUUGAAAAUUUGCUGAAACAUUUAUUAUAUUCCUUUUCAAAUGUAAAAAGUUAAGUAACAGAAUAAAUAGUUUCAUUAGUUUAAAAAAAAAAAGUUUUAAAGUUGCAUUCAGGUUGUUGAUAUAAGAUUUGAGAUUUGAACUAAAUACCAGUAAAGAAUAUUUCUUAAGUGCUUGCCAUUAUAAUAUUAGAGUGGCGAUUUUAUCUUACAGCCAUUAUAAGCGUUCACUGUAUGGUUUAUUGGCAUAACGAAAAAAGAGAUUGUUUAGUUUCGUAUUUUUUAGAUGUGAAUGUUUACAUUGUACUUAAUACAGUACAAUAUGAAAAGAAACUGAUUGCAUUCAUUAAUGUAUUGUUGUAUGUUAUGACAAAAAUACAUGUGUAUUAGUUUAAUAAGAAAUCAUAUUAAUUCCCUUAAAACGGUUUGAAAACUGAUUCUUCAAAAUCUCCUUAUUGAAUCUUUGAAAUGCACAACUUUGUUCUUUUUGUGUUACAUUUGUGCUAUGAUAUUCAUUUGUAUUACUUUUGUAUCAUGAAUUGUGAUUCUGAUUUUUUUAUUGAUUUUUUUUUUGUGCCAAGAGAUUUAAUUUGCUAAACACAAUCAAAAUAAUGAAAUGCAAUCAAAAGUAACGAGAAAUGUUUUAGUAAUUUUAUCCUGUGUGCAUUAUGUCAUUUUUUGUGGCUGCUUUAUUUCGAAGAUCUUGAAAUAAUUAAAAUAGUGAAAACUUGCUGAAUUGAAAUAUGGUAAACCAUCCAUUUUGGAAAGAAAAAUAUUUAAUGUCUAACUGAAUAUCAUAUGGAUAAUCAUACCAUUAAAUUAACACAGAAUAUCAUAUAGAUAGCCAUUAACCAUUAAUAUAACACAGAAUAUCGUAUAGAUAACCAUUAACCAUUAAUCAAACACAGAAUAUUAUAUGGAUAAUUAUACCAUUAAUUAAACACUGAAUAUCAUAUUGAUAACCAUUAACCAUUAAUUAAACACAGAAUAUUAUAUAGAUGUACCAUACCAUUAAUAAAACACAGAAUAUCAUAUGGAUAAUCAUACCAUUAAUUAAACACAGAAUAUCAUAUGGAUAACCAUACCAUUAAUAAAACACAGAAUAUCAUAUGGAUAACCAUACCAUUAAUGAAACAAGAUAUCAUGUUGAUAAUCAUACCAUAAGUAUACACAGAAUGUCAUAUAGAUGUACCAUAAUUAAAACACAGAAUAUCAUAUAGAUAACCAUACCAUAAAUUAAACACAGAAUAUCAUAUGGAUUAUCGUACCAUAAGUAAACACAGAAUAUCAUAUAGAUAGUGGUACCAGUGCCAGAAUGUUAAUUCAUGCUAUAAAAUAUUAGUUAUAUAUAUAUCCUGCUUUAUAUUUUUAUAUCUUUGAACAUGAUUUACUGUCAUGUAAUAUUUCAGUUUAACUCCAAAGUGAUUUUUAUUUGAAACAUUUUGAUGCAUCAUUGUUUGCUUAAGGUUUGUUUGAAUAUGCAAAAUGUUUGUGUAAAUUGAUUAUGGAACUAUUUAAUAUUCCACAUGUUGUACAUGUAUUAAUUCAUAAACAAUGAUUACAUGUAUAAAUGGAUGUUUUCAGGUGUUCAAAAGUCUUUAAAAGGCGCAAGUAAAUGUGGGAUUGUUAUGUUGUAAAGCAAGCGAUGCUAAGGGUAAAAUAUUGUAAUCUUUAACUGUCAUGUUUUGUACAUAUAACAAGUUUUAGCUCGGCAGAAUUUUGAAGUAAACAAGAUGAGUUUACAAUUGGUAUAGAUUUGGUGUUGUCUGCAGAGUCUUCGGCAUUUUCUUAAAACUUUGCUAGAACUCAAGAUAUUCAAAUAAAACUUGGUACACAAGUUGACAGAGACGAGACAAACAUUUACAGAAAGGCCCAUAACUCUGGAUUCAAUAAGUGUUGAACUACAGGUAUUUUGAGUGGGGGGGGGGGGGAUAGCCAAUGAGCAUUUGCAUUUGGUUCAACUAGAACAGACUAGCGUUGUCUUUUGCUCCAACUCUUGUUUAUUAUCAAGAUAUUACUGUAGUGCAGUGCAUCAUAUUAUUUUUAUGUUGUUCAUAUUUAUGUGCAAUUUUUACCCUUUGUCAAAAUUAUUUUCAUGUCAUGUUUGUAUAAAUUUACUAGAAUUUAUUGGUAUUGAAUGGCAAUUAUUUAUUUAAUCAAUUCAUGUUUUGUAAAUGUUAACGUCAUGGGGGAAAAUGAGCUGAACUAAUGUUGUACAUAUUUAAAGGUGUGUAAUACUGUCUUUCUACUUGUAUAUAGAAAUGGUAUGACUGCUCAUUUUCUGUUAUGUUCAAUGUUAUCAUUGAAGAUAUGCACAUCAUGCAAACUAUGAUUAAAACUUAAUAAUAUAA
Mya arenaria is the source of this 10800-nucleotide messenger RNA. Its product is annotated as plexin A3-like. Gene Ontology annotation, biological process: positive regulation of axonogenesis; sensory neuron axon guidance; regulation of GTPase activity. The record is from RefSeq and is a predicted model, not a curated record. NCBI's taxonomy places the organism in Eukaryota, Metazoa, Mollusca, Bivalvia, Myida, Myidae. The coding region runs from base 1644 to 7496 and encodes 1950 amino acids. Gene Ontology annotation, molecular function: semaphorin receptor activity; protein binding. Gene Ontology annotation, cellular component: semaphorin receptor complex. The transcript is spliced from 38 exons.